Messenger RNA from Oryza brachyantha (malo sina), 2188 nucleotides. RefSeq names its product probable WRKY transcription factor 31. Lineage: Eukaryota; Viridiplantae; Streptophyta; Magnoliopsida; Poales; Poaceae. Gene Ontology annotation, molecular function: DNA-binding transcription factor activity; sequence-specific DNA binding. Bases 104 to 1843 code for a protein of 579 amino acids. The record is from RefSeq and is a predicted model, not a curated record. Gene Ontology annotation, biological process: regulation of DNA-templated transcription. The transcript is spliced from 6 exons.
GUUCUUUCUCUCUCUACCACGUCGUCGUAGUCUUCUCUCUCUUUCUCUUCUCCGGGAAGAAGAGGAUCAGGAGGAGGAGGAGGAGGCGAGGAGCUCCAGUUGCAUGGACAAGGGCCACCUGGGUGGUGGCGGAGGAGGAGGUGGUGGGCUGCUCGCUCUCGACGCGUCGCCGCGCCCGCUCGGCUUCUUGAACCUGCUCUCCCCGGCGCCGUUCCACAGGAGCAUGGAGGCGGACGACGGCGGCGGCGGCGGCAGGGCACGAAGGUCCAUUGAGGUGGACUUCUUCUCCGACGAGAAGAGGAACAUGAAGAAGAGCCGGGUCUCUACCGCCGGUGCCGAGGCGGACGACGCCAAGGGGUCUGCCGCCGCCGCCGGCCUCGCCAUCAAGAAGGAGGACCUCACCAUUAACCUCCUUCCCGCCGGGAACAACGCGAGGAGCGACCGGUCGAUGGUGGUCGACGACGACGCGGCGUCGCGGCCGGAUCACGACGAGAAGAGCCGGAGCAGCAACGAGCUCGCGAAGAUGCAGGCGGAGCUGGGCCGCAUGAACGACGAGAACCAACGGCUCCGGGGGAUGCUGACCCAGGUGACCAGCAGCUACCAGGCGCUGCAGAUGCACCUCGUCGCGCUCAUGCAGCAAAGGCCCCAGAUGCUGCCUCCGACCCAACCGCUACCGCCUCCACCUCACCAGGAUGGAAAGGCCGAUGCCGCGGUGGUUCCGAGGCAGUUCCUCGAUCUGGGCCCGUCAGGCGCCGGCGGCGAGGCGGCGGCGGAGGAGCCGUCCAACUCGUCGACGGAGGUCGGCAGCCCGCGCAGGUCGUCCUCUACUGGCAACAAGGAUCAAGAACGCGGCGACAGCCCGGACGCCCCCUCGACGGCGGCGGGGUGGCUGCCGGGACGCGCCAUGGCGCCGCAGCUGGCGGACAGGGGCCAUGACCAGCAAGCCCAGGAGGCCAACAUGAGGAAGGCCCGCGUCUCCGUUCGCGCGCGAUCCGAGGCACCAAUCAUCGCCGAUGGGUGUCAAUGGAGGAAGUACGGGCAGAAGAUGGCGAAGGGAAACCCUUGCCCACGCGCGUACUACCGCUGCACCAUGGCCACCGGCUGCCCGGUGCGGAAGCAGGUGCAACGGUGCGCGGAGGACCGGUCCAUCCUGAUCACCACGUACGAGGGCACGCACAACCACCCGCUGCCGCCGGCCGCGAUGGCGAUGGCGUCCACCACGUCGGCGGCGGCGUCCAUGCUUCUGUCGGGGUCCAUGCCCAGCGCCGACGGCGCCGCUGGGCUCAUGAGCUCCAACUUCCUGGCGCGCACCGUGCUGCCGUGCUCGUCGAGCAUGGCAACCAUCUCGGCGUCGGCGCCGUUCCCGACGGUCACGCUCGACCUCACCCACGCCCCGCCGGGGGCGCCCAACGCCGUCCCGCUCAGCGCCGCGCGCCCGGCCGCGCCGGUGCCGCAGUUCCAGGUGCCGCUGCCAGGCGGCGGUGUGGCGCCGGCCUUCGCCGUGCCGCCGCAGGUGCUGUACAACCAGUCCAAGUUCUCCGGCCUGCAGAUGUCCUCCGACUCGGCCGAGGCUGCCGCCGCGCAGUUCGCGCAGCCGAGGCCAGCGAUCGGCCAGCUGCCCGGCCCUCUCUCCGACACCGUCAGCGCCGCGGCGGCGGCGAUCACCGCUGACCCCAACUUCACAGUGGCGCUCGCAGCGGCCAUCACGUCCAUCAUCGGCGGCCAGCACGCAGCGGCCGGUGGCAACAACAGCACCGCCAACAACGCCGCCACCACCAGCAAUCAAAACAACACAAGCAGCAACAACACGACGAGCAACAACACCAACAGCGAGACACAGUAAAAAUUGAGUUCGGAUCAGUCAUUCACAUAGAUUUUCAAGUUUUUACUCUUACUUUGUUCAGGAUAGGUUCUUGAUUUCUCUCCUUUGGUUUUCAUUGCUCGGCCGAGCUGUGCAGUGGGCACAAUGGGUAUACGCUUCCUUUUUUUACCCUCUUUCCGGGUUUUGCAGCAGCAAAAAAAGUUGUAUUAAUUCAUUGCUUUUUCUUAGUUCUUUUCUACCCGCAAAGCAGCUGUUGAUACUCCACAGUAAUAAUUAGUACAAUAAUAGCUAUCCUCCUGAGAAUUUUGUAUACUUGUCAAAGCAACAAAAGAAAAGAAACAAUGACAGCUUACUGGAACCUCUCUU